CCUCCAGUGGCACCCAACCAAGGGCAGCAGCAGAAUAAACACCCCAGGAUGCAGAACUGCUGCCAGGCCCUGCUGCUGCUGCUGGCUGCUUGCACCCUGCCUGCCCACUGCUUGGAGUCCACCUGCCUGCACUCCUCCGAGCUGCUGCCCAUCCGGCUGCGGGAGCUGAGGGUGAAGUUUGAGGAAAUCAAGGACUAUUUUCAAUCCAGAGACGACGAACUUAACAUCCAACUGCUCAGCUCUGAACUGCUGGAUGAAUUUAAGGGGAACUUUGGCUGCCAGUCAGUGUCAGAGAUGCUGCGCUUCUACACAGAUGAGGUUCUGCCCCGCGCCAUGAAGACCAGCACCAGCCACCAGCAGAGCAUGGGCGACCUGGGCAGCAUGCUGCUGAACCUGAAGACGACGAUGAGGCGCUGUCACCGCUUCUUCACCUGCGAGAAGAGGAGCAAAGCCAUCAAGCAGAUCAAGGAGACGUUCGAGAAGAUGGAUGAGAACGGGAUCUACAAAGCCAUGGGGGAGUUCGACAUCUUCAUCAACUACAUCGAGGAGUACCUGCUGAUGAGGAGGAGGAAGUGAGCGCACGCGGCUGCUCUCAGCCCAACCCUGUGGUGUUACGAAGCACGCCGUGCUGUGCUGGGGUUCAGCCCAAGGCUUACAGCUCAGUGGCAGCUUAACGUUCAGUUUUCUAUUUAAGUGUUUUUGGUUAUUUUUUUUUUCCCUUCCAAAUGAAUUUAAUAUUUAUUUCUUUUUUUGCCUCAUACCUCAGUGUGUUUUGGUUUGUGAACUAUUUAUUGUUUACAACGUUGUGUUAUUGGUUUGUGAACUAUUUAUUGGUCAGUGCUUUGUACCAUUUAUGAUAGCGCUGUGGUAUUUGUCGCUUCAGAGCUCCCAUCCCUCUGGGGAAUGAGCCAAGUUCACCCUGAAUGCAAUUGCUCUGAGCACAGUCGUUGGGCAGCAGCAAACCCAGCUCAGGGCUCAGCAAAGCCCAACUGCAAACACCAGCUGAGCCCUCUGCUCCUCUUCUUUGCAGCUAUGAUUUAUUUAAGCAAUCAGCUCUUUCUUUCCGUAACCACGUCCCCAUCUCUGGUUUUGCACUUGCAAUUGGGCACUGAGACAUUCAGAAUCAUCACACGGCCUUGCACUGAGCAAAACGACCAGGAAUAACAGAAAGCAGGUUGGUUUUCUCCUGCUUUGCAUGGAAAGCCGUGUGGAGGAGAGCAAACAAUUCGUGACUGCCUCAGCAAUAGCUCAAUUAACCCUGGCUAUUUCCCCCAGCCUGUAUGCUGUUCCAGGUCAAAGAGAAUUAAUGGUAGGAAUUAAGCAGUUGGUUCUAAUAGAACUUGAUUUAGAGGCUGCUGUCGACUGGCUUCCAGAGCUGCUGGGUUGGACACUCUGCACUUUGAAGAAUUAACUCGGGUAGUUUUCAGUCUUUGGUUGAGUUUUAUUUAGUGUUUAUUAUAUAUAUAUAUAUAUUAAUUUUUAGAAGCUAGAGGAUAUUUAAUUCACCACCAUUUUAAGGUGGGUUGAGUAAUUUGUAUUCAAAUCCAUAGAGCCUCAUGCAGCACUGGCAAUACUUGGUUUCGUUUCUAAUUUGCAAGAGGAGGUGGAGGAACAUCCCAAGACCUGGAGGGCAUUUGCUUCUAAUAUUUAGAAGUGUUUGUGCACCAGGACGAUGAAACACAGCCAGUUUGCUGUUUGCUUUCCUGUACAUUGUAAAUUAUUGCUGAAAAGUGACUAUUUAUAUGUGAUUUGUUCUGUUUUGGUGCGUAUGGAGAUGGAAGGGCAUCCCCAUGGGAAGCAUUCCCAGUGCAGUGCCGUUGGCUCAGGGCACUGCUGGAUCCUCACUGGAAGUGGGCACAGCCCCAGCUGCUGUCACUGCAUGAGAUGCACCAUCAGUUUGCAUGGAAAGAAAGAUAUUGUUUUUGUUAAUAAAGACC
Messenger RNA from Centrocercus urophasianus (Greater sage-grouse), 1937 nucleotides. It is a transcript of the gene IL10, whose product is annotated as interleukin 10. Lineage: Eukaryota; Metazoa; Chordata; Aves; Galliformes; Phasianidae. Gene Ontology annotation, biological process: immune response. Gene Ontology annotation, molecular function: cytokine activity. Gene Ontology annotation, cellular component: extracellular region. Bases 49 to 576 code for a protein of 175 amino acids. The transcript is spliced from 5 exons. The record is from RefSeq and is a predicted model, not a curated record.